AUGCCUACAUUCUCAAAGAAUUAUAAGUGGGAAGAUAACAGUGUAAAGAAAGCCUUUAAAAUGGUGGAAGGUAAAUCGAUGUCCGAAGAGGCCAGAGAGGUGAUAGUCUCUAUGAUGCGUGAUUUUACCCGAAGUCUGAUCAUGCAAACACAGCAACUGAAAGAAACAUCGAAACGUACGAGAAUAAAUACCAACGAUGUAUUGUUUGCCACUAAACUGUUGCUAAGCGAUGCACCUAAUCUCUGUAUGAUGGCAAAUGGCAAUGGUAUCGAGAUGUCAAAUCAAGCAAAGGAAUGCGGAAAGGUUAGAGAGUCCGAGCAUUUCAUUCGUCAAUCGAAAAUGAAGAAAACCAUUAAAGAUAUGCAAUUCUCAAAGUGUCACAUUGGAAAGGCUGCCGUUGCACACUUGACAGGUGUGGUAGAGGAAUUCAUAAAAGAAAUUCUCACUCUUGCUAUCUAUAUUGCUGGUAAUGGUGGAAAUACAAGAGUAACAGCUCAUCAUAUUAGAGUUGCAAUUGGAAACGACGAUGAAUUAGAUAAGUUUUUCAAAGAUAAAAUGGUUAUAAGACAAGGUGGUGUGAUGCCAUCUUUUGAAUUCAAUCAGUCAUUUAAGACUACACCACGUUUUGCAGUCAGUGCUGACCAAGGAGAUGAUUACGAUAACGAAAACUCAUUUGUGUUUGGAUUGAAUAAUCUUUCAAUCGCUUCACCUACCAGCAGAGUCGUAUCAAGAAAGAUGAAAUCAGAAGACUAUGAAGAUGAAGAAGAAGAUGAUUAUUAUGAUGAUGAUGAUGAUGAAUUUGAACAUGCAACAGAGUAUUGCUUCUAA
Messenger RNA from Heterostelium album PN500, 828 nucleotides. RefSeq lists its product as uncharacterized. The transcript has 2 exons. Gene Ontology annotation, molecular function: DNA binding; protein heterodimerization activity; structural constituent of chromatin. NCBI's taxonomy places the organism in Eukaryota, Evosea, Eumycetozoa, Acytosteliales, Acytosteliaceae. The record is from RefSeq and is a predicted model, not a curated record. Gene Ontology annotation, cellular component: nucleosome. Bases 1 to 828 code for a protein of 275 amino acids.